This is a messenger RNA of Desarmillaria tabescens, 1886 nucleotides long. RefSeq names its product lung seven transmembrane receptor-domain-containing protein. Gene Ontology annotation, cellular component: membrane; Golgi apparatus. NCBI's taxonomy places the organism in Eukaryota, Fungi, Basidiomycota, Agaricomycetes, Agaricales, Physalacriaceae. The coding region runs from base 33 to 1886 and encodes 617 amino acids. Gene Ontology annotation, biological process: retrograde transport, endosome to Golgi. The transcript has 13 exons. The record is from RefSeq and is a predicted model, not a curated record.
CGCAAACAAACACGUUCUUACCUCCCGUCACGAUGGCGGUUUUCAGCCAUCCGUUUAUUCUUCUUUUUCCAUGGCUUUUUCUCACUACAUCGGUACUUUCUUAUCAAGUCCCUGUGGUGGAUACAGACUACUCCCGUCAAAUAUGUAGCGGUAUGUGGGGAAGCCAGUCGACGUAUAUUAACGUCAGCUUCGACGCUACUUCUCAGGGAAAUGUAGCAAUGGUCGUGUACGAAUGGGCAGAUGCAGAGUAUCUCGGAAAAGUUACCUCCCCAGCAGAUGCUCUAUUGCCUCAGAAAACAUACGUGUGCACCUCGAGCGCAGUCGUUGGUGGCUUUUGCACUGCAAGCGAGCUAGGACGGUUUAUACUUGACCUUCCUUCCGGGAAAUCAAUAAACGAUACUUCAUUUUGGUCUGCGAGGGUCCAGCUACCUUGGACGUCAGAUACGAAUUCAACAUCUACUUCCGCGGAAUUUUGGGCAGAUGCACCAGGCGGGGUACCUACCCCCCCUCCCUCUGCGGAUGAUGAAUACACAACCCCCUGGCGACGCAGUCUUCGAGUCCGGGACUCUCUUAAUCCUAGUCCAAAUGGGAUUCAUAUGUACGUGGAACCUAUACAAUAUCUGGUCCGGAAAACGGGUUACUACUGUGUCGCCAUCGUUCCUGUCACUGUAAGAAAUUCAGCCAGUAGCGGUAGUUCUGCCAGGGCUCCUACGGACGUGCCUUACCAUCCAUCGUACAAUGGGCUUGUGUUCUUCCAAAAUACCUUUGACGGUCAGCUGCCUGCAACGGACUAUCCUAAAGUUACUUUUUAUUUCGUUAUGUUCCUGGUGUAUGCAACGUUCGCCGGUGCAUGGGGAUGGCUAUGCUACAAACAUGUUCAAGAACUUCUUCCAAUCCAGUACUAUCUUUCUGGUUUGGUUGGGUUACUUGUUAUCGAAAUGGUUGCAAACUGGGCGUACUAUCGUUAUCUCAACGCACACGAGAAAAGCACAGCUUCUACGGUGUUCUUGAUAGUCGUCGCUAUCCUAGAUGCCGGAAGAAACUCCAUGUCCUUCUUCAUGUUGCUCGUGGUAUCCCUGGGUCUCAGCGUGGUCCGUGAAUCGUUAGGCCGGACGAUGAUCAAAUGCCAAAUACUUGCGGGUGCACAUUUCAUAUUUGGAAUACUGUAUGCUGUGGGAAUUGUGGAACUCGAGCUAGAGUCGACCUCGGCGCUUGUUUUGUUACUUUUCGUAAUUCCGUUAGCCUUCACUCUUAGUGGAUUCCUUUUGUGGAUCAUGUAUUCUUUGAAUGCAACAAUUGCGCAGCUAAAGGCCCGCAAACAACGCUACAAGCUAUUGAUGUUUGAGCGUUUAUACCGCAUUCUUCUUUUAACGGUCGUUGUGAUCGCCAUAUUCUUUAUCGUAUCUUCAUUCUCUUUCUCGGGCAGACUGGCUGAAGACUAUGCCGCAAAGUCUUGGAAAGUCCGCUGGUGGCUUCUCGAUGGCUGGCUGGCUUUACUUUACCUUGCCGCCUUCGUAACAAUAGCAUACCUCUGGCGACCAUCGGAGAACAACAGAAGAUAUGUAUCAUUUUUUGCGUAUGAAUCGAUGUCGGAUGAAAUUGCCCAAGACGAAGAGGACGCCGAGGACUAUGACUUGGAAGCUCUGGAAAGUCGUACCAGAGCUCGUGAGGACGACGAGGCAACACUAGUGGGUGGAACGCGAGCGGUAGGCGGUGUCACAGAGGAUAGUGUUGUCUUCGAAAUCGGUGAUGAAGGAGCGAGCGACGAUGAAGAUUCGCCGACUAAAAAGCGCGCAGGGCGGCGUUCUACCGAUAGCCAUGGCAGAGAAGACGAGCGGCGGGGUCUUAUGAGCGGAGGUGACGAAACAAGGAAUCGAGAUGAUUGA